Messenger RNA from Oreochromis niloticus (Nile tilapia), 6017 nucleotides. It is a transcript of the gene esyt2a, whose product is annotated as extended synaptotagmin-like protein 2a. Gene Ontology annotation, biological process: lipid transport. Bases 268 to 3072 code for a protein of 934 amino acids. Gene Ontology annotation, molecular function: calcium-dependent phospholipid binding; phosphatidylcholine binding; phosphatidylethanolamine binding. NCBI's taxonomy places the organism in Eukaryota, Metazoa, Chordata, Actinopteri, Cichliformes, Cichlidae. The record is from RefSeq and is a predicted model, not a curated record. The transcript has 25 exons. Gene Ontology annotation, cellular component: endoplasmic reticulum membrane.
UCUUUCCCGCGAUGACAGUUUCCUGCAGGCUUGCUGAGGCGGACUGCUCGCCCUCACAGUAGGAUGUGCUGACGGGGAGCAGGGUUAUUAAGAGUUGAGCUUCUCGGCAUGCAGUGGAUGAAGCUGUCAAAGUGAUUAUUAAUUCAUUUUUCAAGGAGCAGCGAAUGUCGCAGGUGGAUACCGGUGAGUGUGACGCUUCCUUGGCGGUAAGCGAAGAAAAAGAAGUUGUUUUUCGUUGGUGUUUGAUGCACGUAGUACUGAGGGCAAAUGAGUAACAAAAUGGACGGUUCAGCUGGACAGGGUGCCAAAGCCAAUGGCCCCAUUGCAGCACCUAACACCCCCACAAGUACAGUGGGUCCACCUCUGUCCCCAGAAGAGCUGGCCGAAGAGCAGCAAUCAUCCCUGACAGAUGUCACUCACAUGUGGAUUAACUUUGCCAAGACUUUUGCCCUCAUAUUUCCCAUCUAUGUCUUGGGAUAUUUUGAAUUCAGCUUUAGCUGGGUUCUGAUUGGACUUGCAAUGCUUUUCUACUGGAGGAAGAACUAUGGCAACAAGGACUACAGGGUAAACCGUGCCUUAGCGUUCCUGCAGCAGGAGGAGAAAGCGGUGAAGCAAAGUGUGCCAACCACAGAGCUGCCACCAUGGGUCCAUUAUCCAGAUGUGGAAAGAGUGGAAUGGCUGAAUAAGACGGUGAAGCAGAUGUGGCCGUUUAUCUGCCAGUUUGUGGAGAAGCUGUUCAGAGAGACCAUCGAGCCGGCGGUGAAGGGCGCCAACCCUCAUCUCAGCACCUUCUGCUUCACCAAGAUUGACAUGGGCGACAAGCCGCUGAGAGUGAAUGGAGUGAAAGUUUACACAGAAAAUGUGGACAAGAGGCAGGUUAUCAUGGACCUGCAGAUCAGUUUUGUCGGGAAUACAGAAAUUGACGUGGACAUCAAAAAGUACUACUGCAGGGCUGGAAUCAAAAGUAUACAGCUUCAUGGAGUGAUGAGGGUGGUGAUGGAGCCGCUGCUGGGGGACAUCCCUCUGAUCGGAGCCCUUUCUGUCUUUUUCCUCAAGAAACCUUUGCUGGACAUCAAUUGGACUGGGCUCACAAAUAUGUUGGACAUUCCUGGUGUCAAUGGGUUAUGUGACAAUCUACUGCAGGACAUCAUCUACAGCUACCUGGUGCUGCCAAACCGCAUCGACAUCCCGCUAGUGUCAGAGGCCCAGAUGGCUAGACUGCGCUUUCCCAUUCCCAAGUGCGUCCUGAGAAUCCACUUCAUCGAGGCUCAGGAACUGCUGCGUAAGGACAAGUUCCUGGGAGGGCUGGUCAAAGGGAAGUCGGAUCCGUAUGGAGUCAUCAAGAUUGGGACGGAUCUCUUUCAGAGCAAAGUCAUCCACGACACCGUAAACCCAAAGUGGAACGAAGUUUAUGAGGCCUUGGUGUAUGAUCACUCGGGAAGCAGUAUGGAGAUUGAACUGUUCGAUGAAGACCCUGAUCAGGACGACUUUCUGGGAAGUCUUGUAAUCGACAUGGCCGAGCUCCAGAAGGAACAGAAGGUCGAUGAGUGGUUUCCAUUGGAAGAAGUGGCUACAGGGAAGUUACACCUCAAACUGGAGUGGCUGUCUCUGUUGUCCACCCCUGAAAGGCUGGACCAGGUGCUGUCGAACGUCAGAGCAGAUCGCACUCAAGCCAGUGACGGCCUCUCGUCUGCGGUGCUCAUUGUCUUCCUGGAUUCGGCCAGAAACCUUCCGAGUGUCUUCGAGGGGAACUUGGGCUCUGGCUACUUAAAAGAGAGGCGCGCGGCGGGCCUCGUGUUUUGCGAGAACACGGCUUCUCUCUAUCGGAGCUUAUUUCGCAAUCCGUUAGAGUUCAACCAAGCGGGGCUGAGGAAGGGCUCGGUCAGUAAGGCCAUCAAGUCUGGUAAGAAGGUGACCAGUGAUCCCAGCCCGUUUGUCCAGUUCAGAGUGGGACACAAGUCCUACGAGAGUAAGACCAAAUAUAAGACUCAUGAACCGUUGUGGGAGGAAACCUUCACCUUCCUCAUCCACAAUCCCAAAGUCCAAGAGUUGGAGGUUGAGGUGAAGGAUGAGAAGCACGAUUGUUCAUUGGGGACAUUAACACUGCCCCUGACUCGCCUGCUGGAGGCAGAGGAGAUGACGUUGAACCAAAGGUUCCCUCUGAGGAACUCUGGACCGAGCUGUACCCUCAAGAUCAAGAUGGCUCUGCGGGUGUUGAGCAUGGAUAAGGGCACUUCAACAGCUUCAAAUUCCACCCCGUCCUCGGUGCAGGUCCGCAAAUCCGAGUCCUCCAACUCGACCCCACGGCCCUCUAUCUCCUCAGAAUCGCCCAAGCCUCCCACCUCUACCUCAGACAUUCCCAGAUCAUCCUCCGUGUCAGCCCAGGAGGUGCUGAGCAGGCAGAAAGAAGCUAAGGAGACUGUGAGGACCCAGCGAAGCAUGGACUUUGGGCAGGAUGGCAGUGCAGGUGGAGGAGGGAAGAGCUUGGCGGAGACUGGGAGAAGCACCUCAAACCUGGCCAUCUCGGGCUCCCAGCAGCACCUGGCCAGUGGCAAGGAGCCAACUCCCAGCAUUGCUUCAGACAUCUCCAACCCUUACGCUGCUCAGGAGCUGCAGCAAAGACUCGAGCACUUUCACAAUGGUUCAGGCCCCAGUCAUUUCCCACUGGGGGAGAUCCAGCUGACGAUCAGACACAGCUCCCAGAGAAACAAACUCAUCGUAGCUGUUCACAGCUGCAGAAACCUCAUAGCGUUCACUGAUCAUGGCUCGGAUCCUUACGUCCGGCUCUACCUGCUUCCUGACAAACGGAGGUCGGGUCGGAGGAAAACUCCCACAGUCAAGAAAAACCUCAACCCGGUCUACGAUAUGACGUUUGAGUUCAGCGUUUCCCUCGUGGAGCUCCACAGGCGGACUCUAGAUGUUGCCGUGAAGAACGGUGGAGGUCUGCUCUCCAAACACAAAGGCCUGCUUGGAAAGGUUCUGGUGGACUUGACUCAUGAUCACAUCACCAAGGGUUGGACAGAAUGGUAUGAGCUGAGCUCAGAUGGCCUGGCCAAGUCCAACCAACUUUAAGUCGCCAUCAUUAGUAUCGUCAUCAUAUCACCACACUUCCACUUUAUAUUCACUUCACUUCCAUCUCUACAGUACAAUGUGUUUUCUUUUAAUCAUUCUCAUUAUUUCUAACUGUAAGAAACAAACUGAUUAAGAAAAGCAGCUUUUGACACUCAUUUAAUCACAUCAGUCGCAAGGCAAACCUUCCCUUUAAGAAGUGAGUGAUUGGCUAAAGGGAGUAUAUACAUGUAGAGAACUAUACUACGUUGUGUAGUGCUAUGGAAACCUAUAUUCUAUAUUUAGAGAAGUGACUGUUUUUUGUUGUCUUUCCACAAAGAAUGACAGUGUACAAGUGUGUAAAUAAUGUACAGUGAUGCUGGACAAAUCAGAGUACGGGGGUGUAUUGUAGAAGUGAGAAGGAGUCGUGGUGUCUUACUUGGCCAAAUGAUUGUUUAUAAUUUUAUUUUAUUUGAUUUAAUUUUUAUUUUUUAAAUGCAAAAACAUUCUGGACAGAGUCGCACCAAAGAGACAAGUAUUUUUAUUAUUUAGCGCAGGUGGGAUUUUGAGUAACACAGUAAUACACUGGCUUUAUUUCACCGUAAUAACGAGUGUGUGCGUGCGUGUGUGUGUGUGUGUGUGUGUGCGCAAAACCCAAGCAAAAAUAACGAUGUGCACACACAAGUGUUGUUUCAUUUGCUGACACGUUUCUGGGUUUACAUUGAAAUAAGGCCAUUAUUAAGUGUUACUUGUUUGUUUUUUAAAAACUGAAUAUGAAUAUUUGCACGUUUUUUUUGUUUUGUUUUUUAAUCUGUUGAUGAUCAUAUUUACUCGGUGCAAACAUUGCCAAAAUUCAUCUAAAGUACAUUUUUUAAACAAUAAAAAGUGAUAAAAAAUAGUGUUGAAAGUUCAUGGAAUAGUUUAACAUUUUGAUGAAAACGUUUCACUCACAGGUCUCUGCAAGAAGAUGUGUAGCUUAGCCUAGCUUAGCUUAGUUUAGCCUAGCUUAGCUUAGCUUAGCUUAGUUUAACAAUAAAGUUUGUGUCUUUUUUGGAUUUCUUCCCUCUCUGUUUGUGUUACAUUUAUUCACCACAACUACAGGUUUGCCCGUUAAACCUGGACAUAAAAAAAAAUACUGAACAAAACCAAGUAACUAUUUGUAAAAAGUGAAGAGUGAGACCUAUUUCACUCUCACUAUUGGCCAUGGCUGUUGAGUCAGUGCACAGAUGCCAAACGUCUCAAUGCAUACCCGAGACAUCGGUGUUCCGGCAUUAUUCGACACCUUGGGAAUGGAAAUGGUCCAGAUGACCUCAAAAUUAUCUUUUAUUGUACCAUAAGGUGCUGUGUUAUAUACGUUAUCUUUCCUUACAGAGGAUUUAGUGUUUUGAAAUCAGUAAACUUAUUAAUAAACUAAGUAACAGCUGGCUAAAAUAAUUAUUUACGCUAAAGUUGUGUGAUAGGACUAAAGGCCACAUAGAGGAACCUUUUUUUUUUUAUUAGUGGUAGCUGAACAUCGGUAAACCUAAUUAACAAGCCGUGUUUAAAAAGUUUAAGAUGUUUUGGUUGCAGAGGGAGGCUCAUCAGAAGGCUAAGCUAAACUAAGCUAACUCAUCUCGACAGCUGCUGGUUUUAAGUUUUACGGGUUUUUGUUUUUCUCAAAAUGUGUUACUAUUCCAUCAUAAAACUGUAUUUUAACAGAAGUGUUUUAAGGAUCACCCACUCAUCCUCCAUGUACGUGAAGCCACUAUGUGUAGAAGUGUAAAUUGUCCAUGGAUACUCUCUAUUGGUCGUAUGGAAAAAGACAUAAUGACAAUCAAUUUUGGUUUUUAAACUUUUAUUUAUAUUUUAUGGUAGAGGCUUAACAUUAUAGAGACGAUAAAUGUUUUGGCUUGUGUUGGUUUAUGUCACCCGAUUUCAGAGGGAUUACAAAUUGGAGGGCAUCUACACAUAGUGGCUUUAAAAAUAUUUGGCACCAUGAUUUUCUUCAGUGAAACAAAUGUUUCUAUUAAAAAUGUAUUUGUAACACUCAGAGCAGGUUUUGUUGUUGUUGCGGUAGCAUUCAUAUUUCCACUAGCAUCAGCUGUUCAGUUUGUUUAUGAAUCCACUUAAGUCUUAACUCCGAAUGCCAUCUGAAGGAAGGUGCAGAGACAUGAGUUGAAAAUGAUCUUCCGCGUUUUGUUUUCUAUAUCUUUUUAAAUACAGUUUUGACUUUACAGCACACAAUCUGAAGGGAUUUGUAUCAGAAAAAAAUACAAAACAACCAUAGCUUUUGUGUAUGUGACCCGACGCAGCCAAAGAACAGCAGAUUUUCUGUUGAUAAGAGUUGGGUAGUUUGACCUUGGAUUCUCACAAUGUAACUUCUGGAUAUUUGCCUUGUGCUCACAUCAAGCAUUGACAAAGUAUUUUACAUUUAUGUAUGUUAACUGCAUUUUAAUGUCUUGAUGUUUUUUAUUUGUGUUUCCCGUCUUUUCUGUAAAGCAUCAGAUUUGAAACCUGUGCCUCUGGGGUCGGGUUUGUCUUCUCCCAUAUGGAAGUAACAUAACAAAACUAAAUGCUGGUUUUACAUGUAUUGUGUGUCUGGUGAAAGUGGCCCCUUACUUUUUUCUUUUUCUUUUUUUGUGUGUCAUGCAACAUAAUUAUAAAUAUUCUGUAUGCAAGGGGGAAAAUUCACAAGUAAACUAUAGUAUAUGACAUGUGAGUAUUUUGGGACUUGUGUUACAUUUGCUCUUAGAGAGAAUGGGACUUUUCUUUUUCUCUUCUAUUCCAUAUGGGCUGAAAAGCAGUUUCACUUCUGUGUCUUCUUAAUUUAUCUCGUGCCUUAAAAUGUACAUGACCCAGAGAUAUUUACAUGUUUGGAAAGAAGCAACAAAAUGCUAAAACAGCUUCCUUGUUCCUGAAUGUCUCCUAAAUGUCUUUUAAAAUUAAUAAAGAGCUUUGGCUGGCUUAUAGCAGCAUGAAGCUGUACAGGA